Lodderomyces jiufengensis is the source of this 1134-nucleotide messenger RNA. RefSeq lists its product as uncharacterized. Gene Ontology annotation, molecular function: Hsp70 protein binding. Lineage: Eukaryota; Fungi; Ascomycota; Pichiomycetes; Serinales; Debaryomycetaceae. Bases 1 to 1134 code for a protein of 377 amino acids. Gene Ontology annotation, biological process: protein refolding. Gene Ontology annotation, cellular component: cytoplasm. The transcript has a single exon. The record is from RefSeq and is a predicted model, not a curated record.
AUGCAAUUCACAUUUCUACUAUCGACCAUCAUUUUGACAUUAAUUUCAUUAGUAAUAUCAAAAAAGAAUUUUUAUCAAAUAUUAGGUGUGGAUAAAUCAGCAUCAGAUAAAGAAAUAAAAUCAGCAUAUAGGCAAUUAACAUUGAAAUACCAUCCAGAUAAGAACCAGGGGGAUGAAGAAGCUCAUGAUAAAUUUAUAGAAAUUGGUGAAGCAUAUGAAGUAUUAAGUGAUAAACAAAAGAGAAAAAAUUAUGAUCAAUUUGGUGAUCCAAAUGGUCAACCACAAAAUCAACAAUUUGAUUUUGGUGAUAUGUUUGGACAAUUUUUUGGUGGUGCAGGCGGUCAUGGAGGCAGACGUCAACAAGUCCCCAAAGGUUCAGAUACUUCAACUGAUAUUCAUUUAUCAUUAAAGGAUUUUUAUAGAGGUAAAUUAGUUUCAUUUGAUGUUAUUAUGCAAAAUAAAUGUGAUACAUGUGAAGCAACAGGAUCAAAAGAUAAAAAGACACAUCAAUGUGAGAAAUGUCAUGGAUCAGGACAAAUUACUGUACAACAUCAAUUAGCACCGGGAUUUUCUCAACAAAUUAGAAUGGUUUGUGAUUCAUGUCAAGGACAAGGUAAAAAAAUAACAAAUCCAUGUUCCACAUGUAAAGGAUCAGGAGUAACUAGAGGUCAAAGACAUUAUGAUAUACAUUUAGAACCGGGACAAAAAAGAGAUAGUUUUAGAAAAUUAGAAGGGGAAGGAGAUCAAUCACCAAAUUGGAUUGCAGGAGAUUUAAUUAUCAAUUUUAGAGAAAAAUUUGAUGAAAGUUGGGGUUAUAGAAGAAUACAAGAUAAUUUAUAUCGUACUGAAGUUAUAACAUUAAAUGAAUCAUUAAAUGGUGGAUGGGAGAGAAGGAUACAAUUUUUUGGAGAAGAUGAAGAUUCAGAAAUUGAUCAUGAAAUUAUACUAAAACGAGCAAAAGGGGAAGUUAUAAUUGAUGGACAAAUUGAAAUUCAAAAAGGUAAAGGUAUGCCGAUACUAAAUGAUCAUGAUGAAGAAGAUAAAUUUGGUGAUUUAUUUAUUGAAUAUAAAGUAUUAAUACCUGGUGGUGUUGAAUCCACGAAAAAGAACGAAAUCAAAAAAGAUGAAUUAUAG